This is a messenger RNA of Aspergillus chevalieri, 312 nucleotides long. RefSeq names its product putative quinol monooxygenase. Lineage: Eukaryota; Fungi; Ascomycota; Eurotiomycetes; Eurotiales; Aspergillaceae. The transcript has 2 exons. Bases 1 to 312 code for a protein of 103 amino acids. The record is from RefSeq and is a predicted model, not a curated record.
AUGGUCUACAACAUCGUCGUUCACAUGCGCGCAAAGCCCGACCAGGAGUCCAUCCAAAAGCUCCACGCCAAACUCCUCGAAGCCUCUGCCGUCUACUCCAAGGAUCACGAAACCCUCUCGUGGUUCGUCAUGCAGUCCGUCCACGACCCCCAGGACUUCUGCAUCGUCGAGCGCUAUCUCCACGAGAGCUCGCAGAAAUACCACCUUGAGAACCCCUACUGGAAGACCUUUGACCCCUACGUGAUUCCUCUGCUUGAGAAGGAGAUGGACUUGCGCCGCUUCGAGGAGCUUGUUCCUGAGCAGGGUGCUUAA